Labeo rohita (rohu) is the source of this 3369-nucleotide messenger RNA. RefSeq names its product STAM binding protein a (gene stambpa). Lineage: Eukaryota; Metazoa; Chordata; Actinopteri; Cypriniformes; Cyprinidae. The transcript is spliced from 10 exons. Gene Ontology annotation, molecular function: metal-dependent deubiquitinase activity; protein binding; K63-linked deubiquitinase activity. Gene Ontology annotation, cellular component: cleavage furrow; endosome. The record is from RefSeq and is a predicted model, not a curated record. Gene Ontology annotation, biological process: protein K63-linked deubiquitination. Bases 161 to 1432 code for a protein of 423 amino acids.
CUUUCCAUACGAUGCAGGAAGUGUUAUGAUAUUACAGUUAAUGUGAACACACCAAGCUUUGUUUUCACAAUGUCAAAAUAUGACGAAAACAUAUGAAAUAAAAACAUCAAAGCGUCAUUGAAAGCGUAAAGGAGUGCGGUGAAAUCAGGCAGGAGACAUCAUGUCUGACCACAAUGACUGCAGUCUGUCGUCUGAGGAGAGGGUCCGUGCUCUCACCAAGCUGGGCAGCUCUGUGGACGUCAGCGAGGACGUGCCGCCCCGCCGGUACUUCCGCUCGGGGAUGGAAAUCAUCCGAAUGGCCAACAUCUAUGCAGAGGAGGGGAAUGUCGAGCAUGCGUUUAUUCUAUACAAUAAGUACAUCACGUUGUUUAUUGAAAAACUUCCUAGACACCGUGAAUAUAAAACCGCCAACAUUCCUGAGAAGAAAGAAACGAUGAGGAAAUUAAAAGAAGUUGCUUUUCCGAAAGCUGAGGAACUGAAAAAGCUGCUUCUCAAGCAGUACGACAAAGACCACGCCGAAUAUCUCGUUCGAAAGCGAGUGGAGGAUGAGGCCCAGGCUCGAGAAGUGGCCAAGCAGCGGGAGCUGGAGGCCGAGAAGCAAAGACUGGCCGAGCAGCAGCAGCGUCAGCGCGAGCAAGAGCAGUUAAGCGCCUUCGAGGAGAUGAUCCGCAGACAGGCGCUGGAGAAGGAGCGCCAGCGCAUCGUGCAGGAGUUCAGCGUCCCCGUGUCGCCCACCUCUCCCAGAGAUCUCCUGGUGCCUGAUGUACAAGGACCUCCACAGGCCUCAUUUUCACCGCCGACGACCCCCGGAGGAACCCCGAACCAUGUCUCUCAACCUUCAUCCCUCCCAGCGUUUGACCGCUCACUGAAGCCGAGUGUUUCAGUCAGUGCAGGACACAGUGCGUUGGUAAACGGCUUGCGGCAGCUCUUUGUGCCCGCCGAGCUGUGCCAAAGGUUUUUAAAACUAGCAGAUGCCAACACAGCACGGGCUGUGGAGACCUGUGGGAUUCUCUGUGGCAAGCUGAUGAAGAACGCCUUCACAGUGACACACGUGAUUGUGCCCAAGCAGUGUGGGGGACCCGAUUACUGUGACACCGAGAACGAGGAGGAACUUUUCCUAAUCCAGGAUCAGAAUGAUCUCAUUACACUGGGCUGGAUUCAUACCCACCCGACGCAGACGGCCUUUUUAUCCAGUGUGGACCUGCACACACAUUGCUCUUAUCAAAUCAUGCUUCCAGAGUCCAUAGCCAUUGUGUGCUCACCUAAAUUUAAUGAGACUGGCUACUUUCGGCUGACAGACUAUGGGAUGGACGAGAUCUGUUCCUGUAAACAAAGAGGAUUCCACCCACAUCCAAGGGAGCCGCCACUCUUCUCUGCUAGUCAACACGUUACCAUCACAGACGGAAGUGUGACCAUGAUGGAUUUGCGGUGAUUUAAUCGCUGCUGCUUCAAAAUACGUGCCUUUGCUCCUGACCUCACAGCGACUUGCCAAGAAGCUCCUAAUGGUCCGAAAAGGUUCUGUGCUGAACAUUGCUACAAAGACACUGGGCCUCUGUUAUCGCAAUUUAGCAGUCUAUAUUUAUUAGUUUAAUUCUGUAAUAUCCAAAUGUGACCAAUAGGCACUUAAAGUUGAGGUGUGUAGUUUCUAGCUCUAGCAGCAUCAAAUGGAUUUGCAAAAAUAAAAGUUGUAACCUCAAGAAAGCAUAAUGGAAAAAUAGAAAUGCAUGGCUUCUGUGAGCAUCCAUUUGUUUAAACCAAGUUAAUUCUAUUUGAUGUUGCAGAAAUUACACACUUCAUCUACUCUACCAGUCAUAAGUUUUUGAACAGUACAAUUUUUAAUGUUUUUUAAAGAAGUCUUUUCUGCUCACCAGUCCUGGAUUUAUUUGAUCCAAAGCAAAAACGGAAAAAAAAUUAAAUAUUUUUACUAUUUAAAAUAACUGUUUUCUAUUUGAAUAUAUUUGAAAGUGUAAUUUAUUCUUGUGAUCAAAGCUACAUUUUCAGCAUCAUUACUCCAGUCUUCAGUGUCACAUGAUCCUUCAGAAAUCAUUCUAAUAUGCUGAUUAUUAUUAUCAAUAUUUAAAACAGUUGAGUACAUUUUUUCCAGGAUUCUUUGAUGAAUAGAAAGAGCCAAAGAUCAGCAUUUAUUUGAAAUAUAAAGCUUUUGUAACAUUAUACACUAUACCAUUUAAAAGCGUAGAGUCAGUAGUUUUUGGGGGAGAAAAUUGAUUAAAUAAAAUUAAAGAAAUUAACACUUUUAUCUAGCAAGGUUUGAUCAAAAGUGAUGUUGAAUCAGAACAUUAGAAUGAUUUCUGAAGGAUCAUGUAGCUGGAGUAAUGAUGCUAAAAAUUCAGCUUUUAAAUCAGGAAUAAAUUACAUUUUAAAAUAUAUUCAAAUAGAAAAACGUUAUUUUAAAUAGUAAAAAUAUUUAAACAUUUUACUGUUUUCACCUUGGAUCAAAUAAAUGCAGGCUUGGUGAGCAGAAGAGACUUCUUUAAAAACAUUAAAAAUCUUAAUGUUCAAAAACUUUUGACUGGUAGUGUAUAAAUGCCUAUAAAUAUUUCAGUUUACUGUUAAAAAAAAAAAAAAGAUUUUCCAAUACUAACAAGAAAAUGAUUCUUUGCAACGUUGUCUUUUGCCAUUCCAUGUUUUGCUGUUUUAAAACACUCAAGGCUUAAUAAUAUGGUUCAUGUGCAGGAUCACAUAAGCCAUCCUCUUAAUACUACACUGCUGUUAUAUUUUAUUUAAAUAUGCAGUCGUUUUUAUCUCUGUUUCUGCUCAUACUAAAGAUGUUUCACAUCUUUAUAUUGACUAAAACAUCAUUGUACGCCAUUACAACCAGUUUCAAACAAACUGGCUUCUGUAUUUAGCAUAGCACGUCACAGUGCAAUUACUAGUUCUUUACAUCUGACUGAUUUUGUUAAUCUCUUACAAAAAAUAGCUACUUUGAUAUGUAUCAGACUGUUAUCAUGAAGAUUAUAGGGAGCAAAGACAUAUUAAUUUUAACGUUCUUUCAGCCAAACUGAUCUCUGAUGAUUUAUAUAACAUUAAAAGUGUUGUUAGACUUAAUGUAUAGAAUUUUCUGUAAUCACAUGGUUCAUUUUUGCAGACUCUGAAGCUUUUAAUACAUAGUUAAAUGCAAACAUAUCCUCACUUGAAUUUUAUCUGCUAAGGCAAGACACUACAGGGAAAACCAUUCCUUUUAAGACCCCUAAGUCUUCUUUCAGACUUCCAAAAUACACAUUUAAGCAUCUAUUAGUUUCAAUGCGUACCUUGUUCACCUGUGGUGUCUUGUUUUAAUUGUUAAAGGCUAGCAUUUCUUUCAUGGCACUUAUGGACUGCAAAUAAACAAUGUGUUUAUUGCUUACCAUG